AAAUUGCUUAGAAUUUUCUCAGAGCCUAUUUUGGUUCAUAAGUCUAUAGAUUCCCUAUGUUGACUUGUCUUCAACCCUUGCAAUAGUCAUUUUGAUUCACAUAAUUGCACAUUGGUCUGAGUGAAAGAAACAAAAUGAAAAUUCAAGCAAGAUACAGCAAAUCAAUGGAGGAUAAACUCCAUGAACCUUUAAUUCUUCUCCUUUUUCUGGUCCUUUUCUCAUCUUAUCAACUACCCUCUUCAGCAUACACUCUUCCAGACAAGUAUUUCAUCAACUGUGGAUCAAACAUCAACUUAAAUAUCACUUCUCGGACUUAUGUUGGUGACAUGAAUCCUGGUCUUGUCUCCUUUACCAAACAGAACAGUUAUUUCACUAACAACAAGCAGGCACUCAAAACAUCCCCAGCUCUAUAUCGAACAGCAAGAAUUUUCAGGCAGAAAUCUUCAUACGUGUUCAAAAUCGACAGAAACGAUCCUUACCUGGUACGCCUUCAUUUCUUCGGUUCGAAAAAACUCUGGGCUGCUGUUUUCGAUGUUUUAGUUCCUGGUUUCCAGCUCUUGCAUAAUUUCAAACUCCAAAACAGUAGCAACACUGCUGUCAUAAAGGAAUUUAUUUUAAGCAUUCCUGUAAGUGAAUUUUCAAUCGACUUUGUACCUCAAGGACCUUCUUUCGCAUUCGUAAAUGCGAUCGAGGUCUUUCCAGCUCCUCCGGGCUUCAUUAAUGAUGAAGAUAAAAAUGGUUACAAAGGAAUACUCUCUCAACCUUUACAAACAAUUCAUAGGAUUAAUGUUGGUGGCCCUUCCCUUACACCAAAAAAUGACACUUUAUUGAGAAAAUGGCUUCCCGAUGACAGUUAUCUGUAUCAUGAAGGCGCUGCAAAGGGGAGCCAAGUCCUACUAGUUAAACCUACUUAUUUGGCCCCUUUUAACCAAUUUAUUGCACCAGAUCUUGUAUAUAUGACUGCCAAAGAGAUGAAUAUAAGUACCACCAGUAUGGUGUCAGAAAACUUCAACAUAACAUGGUCCUACAAUGUAACUCCAAAUGCCCAGCACUUGGUUCGGGUUCAUUUCUGUGACAUUGUUAGCUCUUCACAGAGUAAGAUACGGUUUCUUCUCUAUAUAGGUAGCUACUUGAGCCAGGAAAUCGAUCCUUAUAAAAGAAUGGGGCGAUUGGCAACUCCAUUCUUCGUCGACUUUGUGGUUGAUUCUGAUGAUUCAGGACUCAUGAACAUCUCCAUAGGGCCUGAUAGUAGUUCUUCGGUGAAAAAUGCCUUUCUGAAUGGGGUUGAGAUAAUGGAAAUGAUGAGAGAAUCCGAGUUUGUUAAGCCCAAGCAGAAGUCUGUCUUUGUUAUUGUCGGUCCGUUCCUUGGAGGUCUAGUUCUUGUCUGCAUCUUCGGAGGUCUGUUGUUUAUCAGAUUGCGCUGCAGGAAGUCUGAGUCCGUUGGAACUUCGAAAUGGCCAUCAUUCACUGCAUAUAAAGGAAGUGCGCCCAGUAAUAAGAUGUCUCAACAGUCAUCACCGAGCAGAGAAGGCACCACCAAUGCCUCACCUGUCCUUGAUUUGUAUCUGGGUUUGAAGAUACCAUUUUUCGAGAUUCAAUUAGCCACAAGCAACUUCGACACGAAGUUGCAUAUCGGUAAGGGUGGAUUUGGUAAUGUUUAUCGAGGAACUCUUAGAACUGGUGUGAAAGUGGCUGUCAAACGAAGUGAGCCAGGGUCAAGUCAAGGCAUCCCGGAAUUUCAGAUGGAGAUCAUGGUUUUAUUCAAAAUUCGCCAUCGCCAUCUUGUUUCCUUGAUCGGAUAUUGUGACGAAGGGUUGGAGAUGAUACUGGUGUAUGAGCUCAUGGAGAAAGGAACCCUAAGGGAACACCUAUAUAACUCAAAACUGCCUUGCUUGUCUUGGAAGCAAAGGCUUGAAAUAUGCCUCGGUGCAGCAAGAGGAAUUGACUACCUUCACAAAGGUGCAACUGGGGGUAUCAUUCAUCGAGAUGUCAAGUCAACAAACAUCUUGCUUGAUGAGAACCUUGUAGCCAAAGUAGCUGACUUUGGCCUUUCAAAAUCAGGUCCUCCUGGUCAUACCCAUGUUAGCACGUUUGUUAAAGGAACUUUUGGUUAUCUUGAUCCAGAGUACUUCAUGACACAGCAGCUGACACAAAAAUCCGAUGUUUUUUCAUUCGGUGUGGUUCUUCUCGAGGUGCUAUGUGCAAGGCCAGCUAUCAAUCCUACACUUCCAAGAGAGCAAGUGAACCUAGCCGAAUGGGGAAUGUUUUGCAAGAAGAAAGGACUGCUCGACCAGAUUGUUGAUCCAUCAGUAAAAGCUCAGAUCAACCCCAACUCUUUAAGAAAAUUUGUGGAGAUAGCUGAGAAAUGUCUGCAAGAAUAUGGUGCUGAUAGGCCUAGCUUGAGUGAUGUGGCAUGGGACUUGGAGUAUGCUUUACAGCUUCAGCAAAGUGCAAUUGUUGGAGAGCCAUACGACAGCACCACUGGGGCUUCGAGCUUGUUAUGGUCGUCCAUUAUCCGGUGUUUGCCGUCAGUUACUUCUGAAUUCUAUAGUGAUGAAAUGGCCAUUUUAGGGGAGGCUGAAAUUGGCACUGUUUUCUUAUCCUAGAGAUUUCUAUUGAACUUCUAGACUUUGUUUAUAAUCUUAUGAUGGUCAUAUGCCUUAGAAUGCCUAAUUUACCAUUUUUACUCAUUGAUCUUACCUUACCAAAGAGCAAUAAGAGAAGUCUUUUGGAUGAAA
Molecule: messenger RNA, 2738 nt
Organism: Gossypium arboreum
Lineage: Eukaryota; Viridiplantae; Streptophyta; Magnoliopsida; Malvales; Malvaceae
Product: probable receptor-like protein kinase At2g23200
Exons: 1
Coding region: 135-2606 (823 amino acids)
Biological process (GO): protein autophosphorylation
Cellular component (GO): plasmodesma; plasma membrane
Molecular function (GO): ATP binding; transmembrane receptor protein tyrosine kinase activity
Source: RefSeq, a predicted model, not a curated record